This is a messenger RNA of Gossypium arboreum, 967 nucleotides long. RefSeq names its product PLAT domain-containing protein 3-like. The record is from RefSeq and is a predicted model, not a curated record. Bases 174 to 710 code for a protein of 178 amino acids. NCBI's taxonomy places the organism in Eukaryota, Viridiplantae, Streptophyta, Magnoliopsida, Malvales, Malvaceae. Gene Ontology annotation, molecular function: protein binding. The transcript has 2 exons.
UGUCAUGUUAAAAAUUAACAUAGUAAUAUCAACCAAAUCCGAUACAUUGGACGGACAGCAUAUUUCUAAUUAUAGUUAAUUUUCUCCUCCUUCCUAUGUAUAAAUAAAACACCUGCCUAUUUUCCAUAAUCGCACAUCCCAAGUUAAAAAAUUGCAGUUCAUAAGGAAAGAAAAUGAAAGGUUGUCAGUUGGUCUCAAUAUCUUUUUUUGUUCUACUUUUUUCAGUAGCUGCUAGACCCACCGAUAAUGAUUGUGUUUACACGUUGUACGUGAAGACGGGUUGCAUGAUGAAAGCAGGGACGGACUCGAGGAUCAGUGUAGUUCUGGGCGAUCCGUUCGGGCGGUCAGUUUGGAUUCCAGAACUCCGUUCGUGGGGUUUAAUGCCAUACGCCCACGACUACUUCGAGCGUGGCAACCUUGAUGUCUUCAGUGGGCGAGGCAGCUGCAUCGGCUCUCCCUGCCGCCUCAACUUGACCUCCGAUGGCUCGGGGUGGCACCAUGGCUGGUACUGCGACUACAUCGAGGUCACGUCCACCGGACCUCAACAACCAUGCGCCCAGACCGUGUUCUAUGUUGAUCAGUGGUUGGCCACUGAUAUUCCCCCUUUCCAGUUAACGGCGUUUCGUGAUGGGUGCUAUAUGCGGGAUGAGCCUCGCAAGCAUGGCAGGAAUGUGCCUCUCAUUGUUGGGAAUCCCGAAAGACCUGCUUGAUGGGUGCCUUUUGGGUUCAAAAUAGUUGCUAAUAAUGUGGCAGAGAUGGCACUGAGAGGUUUAAUUUGGUCCGGUUGUUUCGGAGAUCUUUGCAUUUUUGGAUCUCUAGUAGAUAUGCUUUUCCUUCUUAGUUCUUUAAUCAAUUUAAGAUAGAUAAAUGAGUUUUGGAUAGUUACAUUUGGUUUUUUUUUUUAUCUCAUUAUACAAAAUUUCUUUAAAAAUCCCAACAUGUCAAAAUUUUAGUUUAUUUUCAUUUU